AUGUCUAAACCUCGGCUGACGCGCUCUCAAGCCUCGUCUUCACCCAGAAAGCCAUCCUUGACGUCAGCAAAGCAAAAGCGCAAGUUGCAUGAAACCAGAGAUAUUAACGAGGAGCCUGAAACUUCUCAAGAAAGCGAUGCCCAUGUUUCUUCUGGCGCUCUGGAGUUUGAAGAUAUUAGUGACGAGGACGACGUGAAAUCACUGCACAGCGACGCGCUCGACAAUGAAUCCGAUUCUGAUCUGAAGAAAGCGCGUACACUAAAGCGAAAACGCGGAUCCCUGCCAAAGCAAAAGGAAACAAGCAAGAGAACUACGCACAAAAUAUCAUCUAAGAAGAAGAAGACUAAAACUAAGACGACCUCGAGUGACGAAGACGAAGGACGGGGAACUAGUAACGAAGAAGAGUCUGGUCUCAAAGAUGGACAAGAAAUUGUUGGUGUCGUUGUACGGGCUCCUAAAUCUGGCUGGGUGCCUGAAGGACAAAUCUCGCAGAACACUCUCGAUUUCCUAACACAACUCAAAGAUCCUGUGUGCAAUGAUCGCGAGUGCGACUUUAACUCCUCAGAACCCGUCUAUCGCCGAGCUGAAAAGGAAUGGAAAGCUUUCAUUGAUGCAUUUACAGAAGUGCUCAUACAAGUUGACCCACAAAUACCUCCUCUACCUCCAAAGGAUGUCACUCACCGAAUAUACCGUGAUGUUCGGUUUAGUAAUGACAAAACACCCUAUAAGAAGGGUUUCUCUGCUAGUUUCUCAAGAAGUGGACGGAAAGGUAUAUUUGCACCACGUGUCGGUAUUCUCUCCGCCAUACUGCAGAGUCAUACUAAUUUCCUCAUUUAUGCUUGUAGACUGAUCAAACCAGGAGAUGAGAGCCUCCUUGCAGCGGGUUCAUGGUGCCCGGGCAAAAACGAAUUAUCGACAAUUAGAAAUCACAUUUUACACUCUUCCGCUCGUCUGCGGGAGAUACUCGCCGAACCUGCUUUUGUUGAACUCUUUGGCAAGGCGUCUCCUCUUCCGAAUGGAGGACGACAAAGCAUUUUUGGAAUGGAAGAUGAGCUCAAAGUUGCACCGAAAGGCAUAGAUAAAAAUCAUAAAGACAUCGAUCUGCUUAAAUGCCGUACAUUCGCGGUGUCGUAUAAGUUCACCGAUAAACAAGUAUUAGCGCCUGAUUUCAAGGAGGAAGUGGGCAGGAUUGCAAGUGUAGUACAACCUUUCGUGCAUUGUCUGAAUGAUAUGAUGACCCUUCCCGUUAGUGAUAGUUCGGAUGGAGAAGAAGACAGAGACAAUAGUGAUGAUGAAGCACUUUAG
Serpula lacrymans var. lacrymans S7.9 is the source of this 1305-nucleotide messenger RNA. RefSeq lists its product as uncharacterized. Bases 1 to 1305 code for a protein of 434 amino acids. The record is from RefSeq and is a predicted model, not a curated record. The transcript has 10 exons. NCBI's taxonomy places the organism in Eukaryota, Fungi, Basidiomycota, Agaricomycetes, Boletales, Serpulaceae.